AUGGGCACCAUUUAUUUAAAACAGAAAAAACCGGUUAAUCCGAACCACUCAAAGAAGAAAGCAGUGAUCGAAGAAGAAUCGAAAAAAGAAAACAGCGAGCCAGUUGGCGAAAUAGCUGUCAAUGACAUCCCAGACGAAGUAAAACCAUUUAUUGAUCGACGCGUACUUCCACGGAGAAGUGCCCGCAACGCUGCGAUAAGUAAUCUCAAGGAACUUACUUCAUCACCACUAAAACUUCAAAGCGGAAGGCGAAAGCGCGAUGAGAAACAGGCGAACAAAAAGAAGAGUUCGGAUGCCACGGAUCCGGAUGCUAAAACUGAAAGAAAAGUCAAGGGAAGUGAAAGCGAAAUUGAGGAUGAGGGUGGUGGUGGCGGUGGUGGUAGCGAUGAUGUCGAUAAUAACGACAGUGAUGACGCUGAUGAUACAGAUGAUUUUGUGCUGGCCGAAGAAUCAUCAACAUCCUCGGAUGAUGAAUUUAUGCCGCUUUCUGAGCUGAGAAAAAAAACCAAAAGAGCGAGUCGCAGACGAAGAAAGAAGGAACGUAUCAGAAAAGAGCUUUCCGAAUUGGAGGAAUCGGACGAUGCUGGCAGUGAUGUGGAGCAGAGGAAAACGAAAAAAGAACGCAAGAAAGCAACGGAGGAAACGCUGUGUAUGAAAUGCGGCAAAAGCACAAAUCCCGAAGUGUUGUUGCUUUGUGAUUUGUGCGAUGAAGCAUGGCAUACGUGGUGCCUGCAUCCGAUGCUGUGGUUCGUGCCCGACGAUGAUUGGUUCUGUCCGAAUUGCCACCAGGCCAUGUUAAUCCAGAAAUUCUCAGAAGUGCUCAUUACACUUGCUGAACAACUGAAACGAAAAGCUGUCGAAGACAAAAAGUACCUUUUUUUCCUGUUAGAUCCAGGUAUCUUGGACUUGAUUUAA
Molecule: messenger RNA, 915 nt
Organism: Gongylonema pulchrum
Lineage: Eukaryota; Metazoa; Nematoda; Chromadorea; Rhabditida; Gongylonematidae
Source: the annotation of a GenBank genome assembly